This is a messenger RNA of Corticium candelabrum, 2526 nucleotides long. Its product is annotated as laminin subunit alpha-3-like. The record is from RefSeq and is a predicted model, not a curated record. Gene Ontology annotation, biological process: tissue development; animal organ morphogenesis. The transcript has 7 exons. The annotation marks the transcript as partial. Lineage: Eukaryota; Metazoa; Porifera; Homoscleromorpha; Homosclerophorida; Plakinidae.
GUUGUGCUGCUUGUCGCAAUGAUCGUCGGCGGCAGCUGCUACCUGCAGCCUACGUCAGUAGAUCUGGAGUUUCCUCAUCCAGUGUCUAGUACCGAUACCUGCGGAACGCCGGCAGAGACAUACUUCGAUCCCGCAGAUGCGACGACCAAGACGUGCGACGCUGCAGAUCCUUCACUCGCUCAUCCAGCAGAAUUCGUUAUCGACAACGACGACGGAACGUGGUGGCAGUCGAAAAAGGGCACUGAUACAGUGCAGCUAGAACUAAAUUUGACUCAGACGUUUGAUAUUGUGUUUCUCUCUUUGGCCUUUGGACAUUCAUAUCAGUCUCGUGGUGUAGCAGUGGAAAAGUCAAUUAACUAUGGUGUUUCCUUUUCACCAAUGGAAUACAUUGUUCUUGAUCCAUCUCGGGACUGUAACGACCUGUUUCAAGUAUCACCCCAAAACAGUUUUGCUGUUAAUGAUGGUCCUGGAACAGUACUCUGCAGAGACACUUUUGGGAAUGAUGGAAGCACAUCUAAUAAUGCUCUACUUGUUCAAUUACUCAGAGAUGUUUUUGGUAAUAAUCGCCCUGGAGUGUCACCAACAGAAGGAAACCAAGCACUACUGGACUUUUCGCAAGCCAAUUAUCUCCGAAUAACUUUCAAAGGAUUUCAGGCAACGGCAGUUGCCUCAAAUGCAGAUUUCUUUACUUUGGCUGAGGUUAAAGUGAGUGCUCGAUGUGUCUGUAAUGGGUAUAGCAGCACUUGCUCAAUAGCAAACGAUGGGAGCUAUACUUGUGCUUGUCAGGGUAACACUUGCGGUUCUAAGUGUGAAGAAUGUUGUCCUUUGUUUAAUCAGCAGCCAUACCAGCCAUCUUUGUCAUCUGCACAAAUUGCUUGUGAAGAAUGCAAUUGUAAUGGCCAAGCUACAUCAUGUGUUUAUGACAGUUCCGUAGAUGCUGCAAAUCAGAGUCUAAACACAAAUGGCAUAUUUUCAGGAGGCGGAGUAUGUGCUUGUGUGAACGACUCAGGUGGUGUGAAUUGCCGUGAGUGUGAAGUGUUAUUUUUCUUGCCCGAGGGUUUGCAGUUUAGCACCAGUCAAUGUGAACCAUGCAACUGUAAUGAUCAAGGGUCUCGCCGAGUCUCGAAUGUAGUUUAUCUGGAUUGUUUAAGAGAGGCCACAAUGGGCAUGGCUGUUGGCGAUUGCUACUGCAAAACAAACGUGGAAGGGUCAAAAUGUGAUGUUUGCGAAGAUGAACAUUAUAACUUGAGUGCAUCCAAUGCAAAUGGAUGUCAACCAUGUGACUGUCAUCGUCCUGGCACUGUGGGUGCCAGCAAUCUGUGUAGCAAGGACAUGAAUGGUCAGUGUCCAUGUAAAAACUUUACAACUGGAAGACGGUGUGACGAAUGCAAAGACAAGUUUUUCAACCUUGAGAUGGGGAACACACUAGGUUGUACUCCAUGUGACUGCAAUGGUGGUGCAUCAUUAAACGAAGUUUGUAACAAAGUUGAUGGAAAAUGUGACUGCAUUAGUCAUGUCACUGACAGACAGUGUACAAGACAGGGUGUUGAUUUUGGCUUCUAUUUUCGAGGCGUUCAUGCCAUUUUUACGGAAGGUGAAAGUCAAGCUCAAACUUGGAGAUUUUCAUCAUCAGAGUUUGAUGGAUUUUCAGGCAGAGGCUAUGCUGUUCUGAGCUUGGGAGACUCCUUGUCUCUUACCUUAGACAUUCCUAUUGAUACUGAGUAUGAUAUUUUGGUCAGGUAUUUAUCAUCUGUUGGUACUCCAACUCUGACUGGACAAAUAGCGAGAGGGACUGAGAGUCAUUCGCUUUCUCUUGUAUCGACUACGAACUUGUUUGGAAGGCUCGGCCGUGUCAAUCUCUCCAGUCAAGGAACAUACGAUGUGACUCUCAAUGUGAUAAAUCUUGGCGGAGAGAUUCUAAUUGACUCCGUUAUUGCUGUUCCUUUGAUAUUCUCUGACUCAUCUGUUCCAACAUCAUUGGGGUCUGAUUAUUCGCAGUUUCAGACAGACUGUCAAGCGUUAAGUAACAACCUUCUUACUUCAAGUUCAUUCUGUCAAGAUAGUGUGUUUACUCUGAGCACGGAAUUGUAUCAUGAAGUGUUUGUAUGUGAAUGUAACAUCACUGGUAGUGUUAAUGACAACUGCAACCAACACGGAGGGCAAUGCAGCUGUCAACCAAAUGUUGUAGGAAGGAUGUGUGGACAGUGUGUUGCUGGUCACUACAGUUUAACUGAAACCGGUUGCAAGAGUUGUGAGUGUGCCAACUCAAAUGCACAUUGUGAUGAAAUAACUGGGCAGUGUGUGUGUGCUCCUAACACUGGUGGUCGUCAGUGUGAUGCCUGCCAACAAGGAUUUUUUCGCUUUGAUGCAGUUGUUGGAUGUGUUGCCUGCAACUGUGUUGCUGCUGGUUCUGUGAACGAGAGCUGUGACCAGACAUCUGGCCAAUGCAGCUGUUUGCCUGGUGUUACUGGCUUGAAGUGUGACGUUUGCAAAGAUGGAUUCUUUAGUUUGACUGCAGCUGUUGGU